This is a messenger RNA of Colletotrichum graminicola M1.001, 234 nucleotides long. RefSeq lists its product as uncharacterized. Lineage: Eukaryota; Fungi; Ascomycota; Sordariomycetes; Glomerellales; Glomerellaceae. The record is from RefSeq and is a predicted model, not a curated record. The transcript is spliced from 2 exons. Bases 1 to 234 code for a protein of 77 amino acids.
AUGAGCAAGCCGGCGAUUGGGCAAUUAGGCCAAGGAAGGCAAAUCAGCAAGAGAGACGUACGUACGCAGGUUUGCAGUAGGGCCCGGGUUAUGCAUGGAGCAGAGCACACACAGAGCAGAGGCCUGGGCAUCAGCACCGAGCAGCUCUCAGAGUUCCGGGCUAGCAACGCCAGGGCCCUCUGCGGCGGCUUCGACUCCGCCCAGCCGGUGAAGCGAAGCGAACCGGGGUGGUGA